Messenger RNA from Nelumbo nucifera (sacred lotus), 1752 nucleotides. RefSeq names its product isopropyl malate isomerase large subunit 1 (gene IIL1). The record is from RefSeq and is a predicted model, not a curated record. Lineage: Eukaryota; Viridiplantae; Streptophyta; Magnoliopsida; Proteales; Nelumbonaceae. Gene Ontology annotation, biological process: amino acid biosynthetic process. Gene Ontology annotation, molecular function: 3-isopropylmalate dehydratase activity; 4 iron, 4 sulfur cluster binding.
GAGAAUCAAACGGUCAGAAUUCAGACAUCAUACUUUGAUUUUCUCUCUAAUUCCAGGCUUUCCAGCUUCAUUCUUUGACCGCCGUGUUCUCUCUUCUUCAGUUCUGCCCACGAGAAGAGCCAUUCAGAUACCUCCCAUCUAUGGCUUCCUCUGCAAUUGCUUCAAGCUCAACUUAUUUAUUCAAAAAGAAAGAAGUGGGUCUAUCUUCUUUUACUUCACUUCCGCUCUACAUUCAGAAAUGCAAGAGAAAGGGUUCUACGAAAGUUGUCGCAGUCAUGGCGCCUCCCCAAUCACAGAGGCCACCUUCGACCACUGGCUCGGUGAAAAACGCCAUGACAAUGACAGAGAAGAUCUUAGCUAGGGCAUCCGAGAAGACCCAAUUGAGCUCAGGAGAGAAUAUCUGGGUUAAUGUGGAUGUCUUGAUGACACAUGAUGUCUGUGGGCCGGGGACGAUCGGAAUCUUCAAAAGAGAGUUUGGCGAGGAUGCGAAGGUUUGGGAUCGUGAAAAGAUUGUCAUUAUACCUGACCAUUAUAUAUUCACUAGUGAUGAACGUGCAAAUCGUAAUGUGGAUAUCUUGAGGGAUUUCUGCUUGGAGCAAAAUAUCAAGUACUUCUAUGACAUCAAGGAUCUCAGUAACUUCAAGGUGAAUCCAGAUUAUAAAGGUGUAUGCCAUGUAGCUCUUGCACAAGAAGGUCAUUGCAGGCCAGGGGAGGUCCUUCUGGGUACAGACUCCCAUACUUGCAAUGCUGGAGCAUUUGGACAGUUUGCUACUGGAAUUGGCAACACUGAUGCAGGUUUUGUGAUGGGAACUGGGAAACUCCUUCUUAAGGUUCCCCCAACAAUGAGAUUUGUAAUGGAUGGUGAAAUGCCCAAUUAUUUGCUUGCCAAGGACUUAAUUUUGCAAAUUAUUGGUGAAAUAACUGUCUCUGGUGCAACAUAUAAGUCCAUGGAGUUUGUUGGCUCUACAGUUGAAAGCUUAACUAUGGAAGAAAGGAUGACAUUGUGUAACAUGGUUGUGGAAGCUGGGGGAAAGAAUGGUGUUGUUCCUGUUGAUAGUACCACAUAUAAGUACCUUGAGGGUAAGACAUCAGUGGCCUUUGAACCAGUUUACAGUGAUGAGAAUGCAAGAUUUUUAAGUGAGUACAGGUUUGAUGUCUCCAAACUGGAACCUUUGGUGGCAAAGCCUCACUCUCCAGAUAAUCGUGCUUUAGCAAGAGAAUGCAAAGAUGUAAAAAUAGACAGAGUGUAUAUAGGCUCAUGUACUGGUGGAAAGACUGAAGAUUUUAUGUCUGCAGCCAAAGUUUUUCUAGCUUCAGGGAAGAAGGUGAAGGUGCCAACUUUUCUUGUACCAGCUACCCAAAAGGUCUGGAUGGAUGUAUAUAGUCUUCCAGUUCCAGGAUCUGGUGGGAAGACUUGCUCCCAGAUAUUUGAAGAAGCUGGUUGUGAUACACCUGCAAGUCCUAGCUGUGGUGCUUGCUUAGGUGGUCCCAGAGACACUUAUGCACGUAUGAAUGAACCCCAGGUUUGUGUUUCAACAACAAAUAGGAAUUUUCCUGGCAGAAUGGGGCAUAAAGAAGGCCAAAUAUAUCUUGCUUCUCCAUAUACAGCUGCAGCAUCUGCCUUGACUGGCUUUGUUACAGAUCCGAGAGAGUUCUUGCAGUAAUUGACUUAAUGAUAAUAUAUGUUAUAAUCACUGUGCACUACUAAAAUUAUGUCGGACUUCAAAAAAAAUAAUUUUUUUUUGGGGGGCU